GGAAGCUGAGUUGUUUACAUUGUCCAAGAUGGCGGCGGGGAUGUACCUGGAGCAUUAUCUGGACAGCAUAGAGAACCUGCCCUUCGAGCUGCAGAGGAACUUUAAUCUGAUGAGGGAUCUGGACCAGCGCACCGAGGAUCUGAAGGGACAGAUUGACUCUCUGGCUAAAGAAUACACAGCCAACGCCAGGACUCUGUCCUCGGAGCAGAAGCUGUCCAUCUUGAGGCAGAUCCAGCAGUCCUACAGUAAAUGUAAAGAGUUUGGGGAUGAUAAGGUGCAGCUGGCCAUGCAGACCUAUGAAAUGGUGGACAAACACAUCAGACGCCUGGACACGGACUUGGCUCGGUUCGAAGCCGACCUGAAGGAGAAGCAGAUCGAAAGCACAGACUACGAUUCCACCUCCAGUAAGGGGAAGAAAGCAGACACCAGACAGAAGGAGAAGAAAACAGCUAAAACAAGGUCCAAAGUGAAGAGUUCAGAUGAAGAUGGAAGUCCUAAGAGCGCACAGAAGAAAGUCAAACUCCUGCAACCAGGAGAAUUCAACAGUCCUUCCGCUAACUUUGGGAACGUGCACCCGUCUGAUGUUCUGGACAUGCCGGUGGAUCCAAACGAACCCACCUACUGUCUGUGCCAUCAGGUCUCCUACGGCGAGAUGAUUGGCUGCGACAACACCGACUGCUCCAUCGAGUGGUUCCACUUCGCCUGCGUGGGCCUGACGACCAAACCAAGAGGAAAAUGGUACUGUCCACGCUGCUCUCAGGACAGGAAGAGGAAAUAAAGUCACCUGUUGUCCUGGAUGGAAAACCAGAAGAAUAUUUCUUCAUUAGUUACUAGAACUUUCUGUUUCUCAUCUUCCUUAACAUUUGGUGCUUUUGUUUUUUUUGUUUUUCUUGGUUUACAUUCUUGCCUUGGUCUGAUGCAGUGUGUGUGUGAAGGAGCCGAGCGGUUACAAGUCUAUUUAAAUUUAGAAUUUUUAAAACGGUUAACAUUAAUUUUCAUUGUUUUCGUUACCUUUGGUGCUCUUAUUGUGACUUAUUUUUUUUACAUUUUGUUUUGUGAGUGAAUAUUAAACACUACAACUGCCCCCGAUGCUUCAACAGCCCAACUUUCCACCAAACUCUAAACUGUGUUCACACGUACAACUGCAAAACUGUAAGUAUUUUCUCUGAAAACAGGCCAUGGCUGGUUUUUAUGCUUCGUUGUCUGGUUAGUUUCUCGUGCUUAGCCUUGGAACACUAGUUUUAUUUUUUAAGUAUAACAAGAGGGCAGAUAUGAUUAUGAAGACAAAUGCUGCAUCCCAACAGUAUUAGUCAUCCGUGGUAGUGAGUUGAACCAUUUCAUUCUAACAUUUGACUGAGUGCUGCAUAGAAAGUAAGACAUUUCUUGAAAAGUAUUGUCAUUCUGUAGCUGAAACAUUGGUAUUGGGGAGAAAAGGGGUGAUUGUGUUGUCAAUCAUUUGAAUACAGCUACUACCUCAAAAAAAA
Molecule: messenger RNA, 1484 nt
Organism: Stegastes partitus (bicolor damselfish)
Lineage: Eukaryota; Metazoa; Chordata; Actinopteri; Pomacentridae
Gene: ing4
Product: inhibitor of growth family, member 4
Exons: 8
Coding region: 29-778 (249 amino acids)
Biological process (GO): positive regulation of apoptotic process; regulation of DNA-templated transcription
Cellular component (GO): nucleus
Source: RefSeq, a predicted model, not a curated record